Messenger RNA from Tetrahymena thermophila SB210, 1560 nucleotides. RefSeq names its product MFS transporter. Gene Ontology annotation, cellular component: membrane. The record is from RefSeq and is a predicted model, not a curated record. The transcript is spliced from 4 exons. NCBI's taxonomy places the organism in Eukaryota, Ciliophora, Oligohymenophorea, Hymenostomatida, Tetrahymenidae. Gene Ontology annotation, biological process: carbohydrate transport; transmembrane transport. Gene Ontology annotation, molecular function: carbohydrate:proton symporter activity.
AUGGUUAAAUCUGAAGAAAAUUAAGGUAGAGACUGUGCCACAGCUACUCAAGUUUAAGAAGAAACUAACAAAUUACAAAAGAACGAGUAUGAAUCAGCUAUUUCAUAGGCUAAAACCUAUUCAUCAGAAGACUAAAAUGAAGGAGUAUCAAAAAACUCUUGGCUUUUUGCAUUGAAAAUUAUGCAUGGUGCAUUUACUUGCUUCACUAUCGCUUACAAUAUGGGUGUCUUUAAUACUUUGUUUGACCACGUUGGAUACAUCUACAGCUGGAAUGAAGAUGAAAAAUUGCUUAAUUAUUCUCUUCUUAACUCUAUUCCAUAAGCUUUUGCUGCAUUUGUUUCUCUAUUUGCUGGUCGUCUUUCAGCUAAAUUUGGCAGAAGAAAGAUGUUAAUAUUUACUUUUUACUUAGCUAUACUAGGUAACGGUAUUACUCUCAUUGCUGAUACAUUUGCAUUACAAUUCGGUAGAGCUAUAAUUGGUAUUUGCUUUGGUUUUUGGUGUUCUAUUGGACCUUUAUACUCCAUUGAAUUAGCUUGCAAGAAAUUUAAGGGAGCUAGUGGUAUUACUUACUCUUUAUUCUUUGGAUUUGGUAUUCUGUUAUCUUUCCUUUUAGGCUAUGGUUUACCUUCUAAGCCUGAAGACAGUGCUACAAAUGGAUACUGGAGAUUAAUGCUUGGUCUUCCUAUUGCUUUCAGUGUUCUUUCUAAUGCCUUAUUCCACUUAGUUUUCACUGAUGAGACUGCAAAUUAUAUUUAUUUGGAAGAAAAAAACCCUGAAAAGUGUAAGAAAGCUUUAGAGCGUAUUUUUGUUAAAAAGAUAGCUGAAGAAGAAUUUAACGAUGUUGUUGAAUUCUCAAAGUAAGGUAGUACAAAUAGUGUAGGUUAUAAACAAUUAUUUGGUAAAUAAUAUAUUGGAAGAGCUAUAUUUAUUAUGUUAUUCACUAUCGCUUUCAACUAUGUUGGAUGUAACGCAAUCAAUAUCUAUUCUUUCUAAAUUAUUAAAAACUCUGAGGGUGCUGACACAGCUUAACUUUUUACUACUUUGAUGCCUAUUGGUGAUCUUAUUGGACCUAUUUUUGCUUACUUAACAAUUGAAAAAAUCGGUAGAAAGAACCUUUAUAUUAAUGGUCUCUUAGGAUGCACAUUAGUUCUCCUUGUUUUCUGCAUCACUGGCUGGGCUGAUUUUAAACCCUUACAAAAAUAUAUGAUUCUUUUAUAUAAACUCGUUUUUGCUUCAUCUGUUGCUCCUGUUCAUUGGGUUUAUCCAGGUGAGAUUUUACCUGCUGUUGGUAUGGGUUUCUUUGCUUUUUGUUACUGGGCAUCAAGUCUCUCAACUGUAGAAUUUUUACCAUACAUGAUUGAUUCCAAAGGUGCUGAAAGCACUAUUAUAGUAUUUGUUGCUGUCUCAGCAGUUCUUAUAGUAUAUUUAGUUUUUGCCAUGAAAGAAACAACUGGCAAGGGAAGAGAAUUAAUAGAGAAAAUGUUUUACUAAGGUGAUGAAUAAGUUAAGAUUCCAAAUUAAACAGAAAACACCAAUUAAAACUAACCCAUUGAAGCUUGA